Messenger RNA from Lemur catta (Ring-tailed lemur), 1499 nucleotides. It is a transcript of the gene FAM181A, whose product is annotated as family with sequence similarity 181 member A. The coding region runs from base 194 to 1069 and encodes 291 amino acids. The record is from RefSeq and is a predicted model, not a curated record. The transcript has 2 exons. Lineage: Eukaryota; Metazoa; Chordata; Mammalia; Primates; Lemuridae.
ACCGCUUCCAGCCGGACGGAGCGCGGCCAGCCGCGCCGGGCCUGUCCCAGGUCUGCGGUGGGGAACCUGCCGGGCCACGUUGGCGGGCCCGGGGCCCGCACCUUCGGUCAGCUCGGUGCCCUUCCCUGGAGCUGUCGGCCGCCAGCAGAACCCGCCCUCUUCAUGGAAAGCCCCGUGCAGUGGCCCCCUGGUGAUGGCAUCCGACAGUGAUGUGAAGAUGCUGCUGAACUUCGUCAACCUGGCGUCCAGCGACAUCAAGGCAGCCCUGGACAAGUCCGCGCCCUGCCGCCGCUCCGUGGACCACCGCAAGUACCUGCAGAAGCAGCUCAAGCGCUUCUCCCAGAAGUACUCCCGGCUCCCGAGGGGCCUGCCCGGCAGGGCGGCCGAGCCCCACCUGAAAAGAGGGCCCGAGGACCGGCCCGGGAGGCUGCUGCUCGAUCCGGGCCCCGAGUCCAGCCCCGGCGGGGGUGGGGGCUGCAAGGAGAAGGCCCUGGGGAAUCCCUACAGCGAGGAGUGUCUUUCGAAGGAGCAGGUCCUGCAGGGGCAGAGUCCAGAAGCCGCCAGGCCUGGCCAGGUGCCCAUGAGGAAAAGACAGCUGCCCGCUUCCUUCUGGGAAGAGCCGAGGCCCACCCACAGCUACCCCAUGGGGCUGGAGGUGGGACUGGGCCCCAGGGAGGGACCUCCCUAUGAGGGAAAGAAAAAUUGCAAGGGCUUGGAGCCCUUGGGGCCUGAGGCUGCCCUGGUGCCCAUGUCCCCAAGGGCCCUGGCCGAAAAGGAGCCGCUCAAGAUGCCUGGCGUGUCCCUGGUGGGCCGUGGCAGUGCCUGGAGCUGCUGCCCCUUGCAGUACCAUGGACAGCCCAUCUACCCGGGCCUCCCGGCCACCCUGCCUCAGAGCCCCGUCCCCAGCUUGGGCCUGUGGAGGAAAAGCCCAGCCUUCCCCGGGGAGCUGGCCCACUUCUGCAAGGAUGUGGACGGCCUGGGGCAGGUGUGCAGGCCCGUGGUGCUGAAGCCCAUCCCCACCAAGCCGGCCAUGGCCCCGCCCAUCUUCAACGUCUUCGGCUACCUCUAGCAGGGCCACCUCCAGCCUGCAGGGGUGUCGGGGGCUCCAGGCGCUCUCCUGCGAGGAGGGGCUGGGCAGCGCGUGGCUUCCUGGGCAUUCCCAAGGCCCCUUCCCUUUGUGUGUGGGGAGGCGGGCAGGACUGGGGCCGGGGCUCCUCACCCUUGUGGCCUUGGGAGCUGCGGGGCUGGGCUCGGCGGGCCCCGUCCAACCAGGCCAGAGCCCAGCAGCUCACCCGCUGUCCCGGCACAGACCACGGGCGGUGGGACUGGGCCCUUCCUUGCCUGCCAGCCACCCCAGAAGCCAGUUACACACCUGUUCAUCUGCCACCCACUGUGUGAGCCAAUCUCAGUUGUUCUUUUUGUUGUUUGUAAAUAUUAAGAAGGUUAAAUGAAUAAAGACAUUUCUUUUACAGUUUCCACAUCUCGGGUGUCCUGAGGCU